AUGUACUUUCGCCAGCAAAUCCGGCGGCUUGCGACCAAGGAGGCCGUCAUGUAUGCAGCGAAGCACCUCUCGAGCGACUACGUCAAGUCGCUGCGCCUGCCGGACGCCGACGUCGAGGCCGUCCUACAGCAGCUGCCCGACGACGCCUUUCGCCGCAUGUAUGACGAUGGCACGCUGGACCCGCGCCUUUGUCUGCCCACAGCGCCCUAG
Saprolegnia parasitica CBS 223.65 is the source of this 210-nucleotide messenger RNA. RefSeq lists its product as hypothetical. Bases 1 to 210 code for a protein of 69 amino acids. Lineage: Eukaryota; Oomycota; Saprolegniomycetes; Saprolegniales; Saprolegniaceae. The record is from RefSeq and is a predicted model, not a curated record. The transcript has 2 exons.